CGGUGAUUUAUUCUGAAGCACGAAUGUGGGGCUGUUUGCAAUAAGGCGGACAUACGAAUCAUAAAGGUACCCAAGAGUAGACUAAAUAAUAAGGUGGAAGAGCGAAGUUGCCUUUUAUCAUUGAUAAGAACUUUGGAAGAAAUUUGAUUUGAUAGGAUAAUUACAAUUGUGUUGAUAAUGCACUUUGAUGUGAAGCCAAGAUUCCUGAAGUGAAAAAAGUGAGACAAUUUUAAUGCUAUUUGCUGCUAGAAGUUCAACUUUGAUGAUUCAUAAAGAGACUAGUUCCCCUCGCUGGGCUUAUAGUAGAGAGCUGACUUCUUUGAAAGCUGUUUCACCAGAUGAUUCAACUUCAGUUUACUUGUACAUGAAUUGCUUUACUUUUUCAUGAAUUACCCUGUUUUUUCAAUUUCCUCUAAGUUUUUUUUUCUGAAAUGAAGUCAAAAAGACUCGGCGCUCGUGCUUAGAGCCAUUUUCGUAAGAGAAUUACUUAAAUUUCAAGAUGAUGAAGCGUCGAACGUCGAGGGCAAAGCGUAAGGAGUCCACACUAAGGACGUUUAUGUAAACAAAAAGAUAAUUAAGACAGAAAAAGAAAAAGAAAUGAUCUGUCAGCGAGACUGUUUAUGCUAUUCAUAAGUGUCCUAUUACCCGUGGUAAUUUGAGGAGAAACGUACAAGAAUGAUUUCGCACACUCAGUGAGAAGAGAAAGUUUUUAGGAACUGUCACACUUUCCAAACUGUGUAUACAAAGAAACUACCCCAAAUGAUCAAGGAGCAUAUAAUUCCUUGAGACUGAAUGACCUCAUUCAGUUUGGAAAAACACUCGAAGAUCAAUUCCAUAUCUAAUGUCUUAUAAUGAUCAUUGACUGAACAAGGACGAUGCACGCCAGCGAGAAUCGGAAAUAAGCUGUCAAUAUAAAAUAACUGAAACUAUUUAGGCCCUUGAAAUUGAUAUGGUUAGGUCAACUAAGAAGUCAAUUAAAUGUGGUAAAUAAACGUAAAGUCGGUUGACCUGACAUCACAAACGAUUUAUGUUAUCUUAACUCGAUUGAUAUUGGACUGAUUCGAACUGUCCAUCUAAAAGACGAAAUCCCAGAUACGAUAACCAGGUCAGAGGUAGGUAGAAGUUUAAAACAAGAGGCCAUUAAUUACUUGUAUCGAUACUGAUUCAUCACGUCGAAGCAUUUCUUCCAAAAUUUUGAGCUAGACAUUGCACCUACAUCGGUCUUGGUUCAAAAAGUAACACUCGACUUCGAAAAUCAUUUUGUUCCAAGAUCCGCAUGAGUCUCCUCAGAAUGGAACAUGAUUUUCCUUUAGGCAGAUUUCCAUACGUCAUCUUUUUAUCAUAAUUACAGUUUGAAAAUCAUUACAGCAUUAGUUAUCGAAUUGAACCUUCGCUGCAGGACUCGUCAAAGUUUUCUUGAUACCCCUACCACUUGGAAACAAUAAUAUCCUGUUCUACUUGGACGAAAAGAUGAUUUUCCUUUGUGAAUUGAACAAAUCUUAUUCACACCUUUCCAAAACUGUAGCUGAGCAUUUGCAUAACCUUUGUCAUAAUCCAAUAUAUGAAAAUGCUUCACAAUUCUGUUUUACCUUCAAAAUCACUCCCGCAGAGUUAUUACUUCUUUCUGCGUGUUUUUGCGUGCGAAACCAAGUUGUGGACAAAUCACACUUCAUCAUUAUUUAUUGAUGCUGUAACGCAAAUGAAGUGAGGUCUGAGUGCUUUAUUUCGUAGCAACAAAUAGCUUGUCUUGUAGAAUGUGUUUUUACAUACACAUAAUAACAAUAGAAUUGACAAUUUUUACUUUCGAUCUUAGACAGAAAGCAUUCAUUUUUCGCACGGAAUCGAAAUUACCUCCGGAAAAUGCCGAAAACUUUUGUAUCGAGUUACUAACAACAAGAAAAAUUACCCGAUGAAUUCGCCAGUAGUCCAUCAAAAUGACUUUCAUGGAGCAUUGCAAAUAAUCGUUAAGUACCUACUGUGGUAUUAGCUUACAGAUCUCUUCCGUAUAAAUUUGAUUCAGCUGUGUUUUCAACGAGUCUCUUUCGUCCAGGCAGUGACUCUAUACGUUUCCAAUCGAAGCGGGCCGUUUGAAUAUAGACCCACAAUUUGGCCAUUAAUAGAUUCACAACAAACAUUCAUAAACAAACGUCAUCUGUUAUUCCAUAUCAAAACCUCCACCAAUUUCAAUGACGGUGGUCUUUGUUUUCUCCGCCACGCAUAUUUCCUUAGUUAGUGAAACAACCACACCACAAGAAAUCAAUAAAAGACACCCCCGACUCAAUUUCAAUGCCAUGGAGGUAUUUAAAAAUUUAUCCGGUUAUUUUGAGAAAUAGAUUGAGACAACAUCGUAAUAUUUCUGAAUUGAUCUCUUGGGCUUCAUCUCAAGGAAACACCAAUCGAAUCUGACAGGAGCAUCGGGCUAAGAAAUUAAAUCGGCGUUUAAAAGGCUCGUGGCAAAAAGACGGAAUCUUGUCUUCAUUUAAAAAGCAGAAAAGGCAUAACGCCCCAAAAAAAAUACUAUGGUAAUCUUCAUUUCGUCUAAAAAGGAAGUAACACAACAAUGGAAACUUUUCAAUUUAAAUGCCAUCCACAGCUGAUAUCAGAUGGGAAAAGUAUAUCGAAGUCGGUAUAAUGCCUUGCAGCUCCUAAUUGAGCUUAGAUGUGCAGAUAGGAAAGCGACCGCCUUGUCGUCUCUCAAAAGACAGUGAGAUUUAAUCUGAUACAUACGAAACGCGAUAUAUAAGUGAAGUUCUAAAUUUCCUUCUGUUGAAAUACGUUUAAUUCUUGUUUCAAAGGACUCCCGAUUUCAUGUUUUAUCAUUAACUGCUAGAGAAACACAACAGCCGAGAUUACCUCUUGGGAAACCGUAAGUAACCUCAAUUUUUCAUGUAAUGUUUUCUUGGGUAUCAUUACAAUCUUAGAAGCGAUUCAUCGCCAGGAACAAUACAUUUCAAAGUUGAACCACGUAAUUUUACUGUGAGGUUUUAUGUCUAAGCGGAAAUUUCCUUUCAGUCGCCCUAAUGCAAAAUACCACUGAAAACUUAAGUAAAUCACUAAAUGUCCACCAGCUUGAGGCAAUAGGAAAUGGAAUUUUUAGCCGAAUUUAAUUAUUUUAGUUUUGUGUCGAUUUUAAUCUCCUUCUAUAGUAUACGCGCUGUUUUCUCGCUCAAAAGAGAGAAUAACAAACAAAAGCCCUGCUUUGCAAGGAAAUUUGUUUUACACAGUGGUUGUUUGAUGCAAAUUGCGCAAAGUUUAUGAGAGAUGAAAAGGGCCAGUCAUUGCGGGAGGCCAGGUUCACAGAGCAAAGCAAAUAAGAGUAAAUCCGAUCAAAUACAGUUAAGUCCUCUAAGUCUCAGGGUCUUGACAUGAAUUGCCAGUGCCGAACUGAAUUUAGAGAAGAAUAACCUUUUCCGGCGCUUUCAUGAGCUACCAGGAAUUUUAUUAGAUGAUGCCUGGAGAUGCUCUUUAUUAGGGUAAUCGGAGGUUUUCUUUUCUUUGGUUUUAUUUUUCUGAAGAAAAAUAAAAACAAAAGAAAAGAAAGAAACUUUUUUUAAGACAAACUGUCCUUCCACUCCGAUAACCGCAAAGCAGGGUGAAUAAAUUGAGAGCAUCAAAAAGAAACCGAGAUAUCCAAGUCAAUCCACUUUAAAAGUGUGUUUUCAUCUGAAAUGUCGUUUGAGUUCUUCGUCAGAGAAAAAUUAUACAAGCAACGAUUAUUUUUUUUUUUGCUCAAUGCACUAAUACCUAAAACAAUGCGAAAACGUUUGGAUCUGAUGCGUAAAGAACCAAGUUGUACCCGUCUAUAUCACUUGGUUUUAACCUUCCUUGCAGUGCUUAAGUAGUAAUACAAUUGCAAGAGAUUAUCUUCAAACACUAUGUCAUAACUUUAAUUUUGCCUUGAUAAACAAAUGAACAACGUAAUACCAAACAAUAAAACAAAAAUCCAUCAUGCUUCAACUUGUCACGAUUGCUAUAUACACUGGCAUGUCCUCAGUGGUUUUGCUUUUUAAUAUAAAAACACAUUUAAAAUGUCAAAAAAAAUAAAAACGAUUUCAGUGCAAGACACAGAGUAAUCAACAGCAGUAACUACGAACGUAUUAAUUUUUUUCUCAACUUUGGUGGGCACGCAUGCGCAAGGCCUAUUGAAUUGACUAAUCUGGAGUCGUCUUGCUAUGCUUAUGAAGAAUUCGCUGUGUCGCUUCACAUCUAAAGCAGUAGUGACAGUCAUUACCCCGUUCAUAUCAAUCCUCAUUAUUCAUCAUACGCCCGAAUGCUCCUCAUUAUUUUUUCAAGGAUUAUCCUUUGGCACGUCUUGACAACUUAUUUCCUAAGGCAUUGAAAAAAAAAUCGAAAUUGUGGUGCUGUUAUUUACUUCGGCCAUUUUUCCCAAAGAUUAGAAACACAAGCAGUACAUAGCUCUUGCAUAGAAUUUCAGGAGAGUAAUGUCAAGCAAAUACAGAAAAAUUAGAACUUGGCAUCUGACGGGCGGGCGAUCAAUGUCUGGUUCAAGUUCCGUUCUCAAAUAAACUCAGUUGGGGUGUGUGAAAGGAAGUAGAAGAUUUAAACAAACAUCUAAAUAGCUUCUUGGUAAAAAUUAAGGAAUUCAGCAGAAAACAAAAUGAAACAAAAACAUAAAACUUGACUGGUAAAAAAAGGCGAGUGGAACAGAGAACCAGUCGAAAUAACGCGAUCUUUGUUUCUAAAAAUUACCGUUGUAAAACAAACGAUAAUAAAGUUAUUAACUAAUGAAUUGUUCGGCUUCUGUACGCUUGCUUAAUUAAUGGUUGAUCGAUCGGAGGAAAGACCAAGAAAAUUGGUUGUGUCCGACGGCCUGUCGACCGGUUGUCUAGUUGGUCAGUUGUGAGCAACUGGUAGGUUCGUUUUCCAAAAAUCGGUCGGCUUUUUCGGCUGCAUUGUUUUGUUUUGUUCAUUGUUUGGUUCAUUUCGAUCAAUAGCUUGUUUGGCGGGUCUUAUUUGAUCAAUUUAUUGCUCAUCUGGUCGGCUGAGGAAUUCGUAAAAGGGCAAGUUAGACGACCAAUUUGUUCUGUCGAUGGGUUGGUUGGUUGCAACUGGUUAUGCGUUUCGUUUGUUAUUCGUAAUUCUCUACGUCAAUAGGAUACAAGAACUUCGAAGCAGAACAUGCAACCAAUGGGAAUUAUUAAAAAUCUGACUACAAAACGUUGGUUUUCACUCAGUUGAAUAGGCUCGCUCGGAGAAAAUUCUGGUACAAAUUAGCAAGUCUCACAUCCCCAAGAAACUUAUCAGCGUCAUCAAAACUCAUCAUUUCUAGUUCUUUUUCGGCGCCCACAUUUUAAGUAUUUUCCUCGGGCAACUUUCGAUAAUAUUUUGCUAUUGUUAAAGGAAUGUCAUCUGCAAGAUUUUAGAGUUAAAUUUGAAUUAGAACUUGAUUAAAUUCGAAUUCAACUUUAAUCCACUUUAGUUAGAGUUUUGCCUUCAUGUAAUUAAUCAUCUUUGGAAUGAAAAAUUCACAGCUUUCGGCAGUUUCUUUGAUACCCAAAAUAUCACGAAGAUAAAAAACUAGAUCUGCAGUGGAAGAUAAAAAUUCAUAAGAGUAAUAAUUUUCAAUUCUGAAUUUUUUUAAGUGGUCGUCUCAAAGGGAAGAUGAAAAUUUUUCAAAUGUACACAAAAAUGUUAAAAAACCGCAGUUGUAAAUAUGAUAAAUCACGUGUACGGUCGUGUUUUAUCAACAUUUGUAUUUUCAUUCAGUCAUACAUCGCUAAAAAUAGCUUGCGUGCGCCCGAAAACAUUACAGCACAAUUGUAGUUUUUAUCACUUUGCACCUUUAGACUCCCUUAAAGUAAUUUCACAAUCCUGGCGACAAAUAGCCCCGGGUAUCAUAAGCUUGAGUGCAUUUAGAUAAUCAAACAUUAAUGCUAGUACCAAGCUUGAGGUCGUCCUGAAAGGGACUCACUGCAUGAGACCAAAUGGUAUCGUUAAGGAAUUAGUACUUCCUUCGGGCUAAGAUAAAAACUUUACAUUUCAAUCAUAUGAUUCUCUUUUGACAAAGAUAUUCACAAAAUGGAAAAUUCAGAUUUUAUUAUCUACACCAAAUUCACUUCUUCAGUCUUCCAUAGAAUUGAUAGUUUUUGCAUUUGAAAUCGAAAUUUACAAUUUUUUUCGAUAUUUACAGAAAACGUCAAAUUAUUAUGACUGGGACACCAUUACAAUUAUCUUAUUUUAUUGGAUCGUGGGAAACCAGACUUUAAAUUUCAAAGACAUUAUUAAUUAGAUUAAAGGAAGGUAUUCUCCUUCGAUGCAAUUCCCUCGAAGAGUUAAUUUCGUGUAGUUUUUUCCACUGACAUUUGUCUCACUUAAAGAGCGUUUUAAAAUAUACUUUCUAUUUCUACUCACGAAGUUACGUUAGACAACUAAAGUUAAACAUUUUAGGUACCAAACGAUACUGUUUCGCACCAUAAUGUCAUUAACCUUUAUUGGUUUAUGUGAAAACAGAUUCCGCACUUCCUUUUCCCCAUUUACCUUACUUCGUCUUCAAAAAUAAUUUCUUUUUCCACUUUUAGCGUGAAAAGAACUUUUCAUUUCAAAGGUCAUGUUUUCUACUGAAAAGAAAUUCAAUUAAUAGGAGGGCCUUUUCCUCCAUCACAUGUCUAUCUUGGCAUAUGCAUAAAAUAAAAUAUAGUUUUCAUUGUACUCCGGACAAACAAUUACUAUCAGAUCAGGAUGUUGACUAUUUUGGCUUGUUGUUGAACCUUCUGAUCGUUCUGGUAACUCUACGAAGAUACAGAUUGCAUGAAAGCUAUCUAUAGCAUGAGAUUAAAAUGUUUGAGGUUCCCAUUCAACAUUAAAUUGGCGCCUAAAGCCCCUUCAGCGCCACUUUUCCAAGUCGGUAAAUUAACUAUGCUUGUCACGUUCAUAGCGCUCAGUCCUUUGUUCGAUCGACAUUAAUUCAAUAAUCAAUCUUUCACACGAACUUGGAAAUCAUGCACUAAAAAAAAGGCCAUCAAGCUCAGCAAUGCAUCACAAACCUUUUCACUUCAUAAAGGAUACAUGUCGCAAAUAAAAGGUUAAAAAAGUCAUAUGUGAAAACAAGGUUUCAGCUCUUUCGUGUGAAGAAAAGAAAAUUUAAUUUUCCAUCAUUGCGUUUUACGCGUGAAUCCCACAAGCCACGUUCGAAAAAAGAAUAGAUUAAAUUACGUCACCAAAUGAGCGGAAAAUCCCUGCCCUCGUAACUCCAGUGUCUUUUAACAACAACCCUUAUUAAGGACAACUCUCUUCGAAAAUAUCGAGUCAUGCAAAUUUUUAAUUAAAUUUGCCAGAAAACUUAAGAAUACAUUCAAAGAUAAUUUUUAACAAAAUGUUCCAACUUAAAGCGGUUAAAUUAAACCGAAAACGAUGGAAAGCUCAACUUUUAUUCAACAAAAUACAUUUUGAACCAAUUGCUCAUACACUUCCAAAUUGGACAGAAGCGUUUCCUUUCUAAUUCUUCCCUCCUUCAGCUAUUCAAAGUAUAUAUUUAAUGACAAAAAAAACAAUUACUGAGGCUUAUUUUUUAUUCAACAAAAUACGUUUUGACCCAAUUGCUCAUACACUUCCAAAUUUGGUCAGAAGUGUUUCCUUUCUAAUUCUUUCCUCCUUCGGCUAUUCAAAGGAUAUAUUCAAUAACAAAAAACAACAAUUACUGAGGCUUAUUUUUUCAUUAAAUCUGACGUAGCUAUAGAAUUCAGAAUUAACGGUAUAGAAGCACGAAGAAUGAAACACACGUCAAAUUAACUCAAUGUAGCACGCAACAUUCAUUUGUGACCAUGUUUAUAAAACAUGAACUUUUUGGAAUCAAGUAUUCUGCGAUGUAAAUAAGGCUUAGGUUACAAAGCAGUUUAGACAGAGAGCCUGUUUUUUCAUCAGAUGAUUAAAAAUUUCCAUCUAACUGCCGAGUGACAGUAUAUCAGGGAAGCAACAACAUUGGUGAUGAAUGUUAACAACCUAAAAAAGGUAAAUACAGCAGUAAUGAUCUCUAAGGAAAAAGCACAGAGAAUUUAAUACUUGAACAUGGUGUAUUUUAUGUUUUAUCUGCUUAUUAAGGUAAGGCAUAUUACUGCACAACUGAUUUUCACCCAUGUGACACUGUUUUUGAGUUCUCGCAAGAGAAAUGGAUACUGCAAAUUUCUGCCUAAAAAAUUAAACCACUUUGAAAGCUUGUAGGCGUCUAUUAGUAAUCCGCUAGCGUUUAUACUCAGUUUUCACCACGAUUUAUUUCACUUUUUACCAUACAAAAUUUCCUGAAAUAUUAUACUUCACGUUUGUUACCCAUUCUCUUUAGGAAAAGCAUGCCUCUAAAAAUUGCUGGUUUUUUUCUACCAACAUACAUUGUGAGAAAUUAAUUCAAGGGAAACAUUAAAAAUUUAUUUUGUCAAAAUGAAGGCCAGUAUUGCGUGCAAUGUACGAUGGGGAAUAUACAUUGAAUCGGGCAUUAAGAAAAUGGAGUUUCAGAGGUCCGUUGAUCACAAGCAUUUGAAUCGAGUACAAUUUGUACACUAUCAAAACACAGCCAACAAUACCUGUCAUCAAAAUCCGAUCAGCAUAUGUCAUUUGUUGCAAUUAUUUCCAUGAUAAACUGAUUAAAAAUGGUCGGAAAUUAAUCAAAAGACUGUGCCACAAGAAAUUACCCAAACUCCAACAGCCGCUCAAGUCUCAUCCCUGAUAUCAUUACAACUAACAUAAAGCCUCAAAGAGAAAAAAAUUUUAAAAAAAAAAAAAAACGGUUUGAAUCGAGAAUAUCUACGCGUGGGAUUACAGAAUUUUGGAUGGAUAUAGUUCAAUCAUGAUGCAAUUUAAAAUCAAGAACUUAGUUUUCAUGCAAAGACAAAUGCUCCUACUUCAUAUGAUUAAACACUACCAAGAAUGGCUAUUGGUCGAAGUCCUUCAUCCAUGUACAUUCCAGUUAUCUUUCAUGAUGCUAGCUAACGAUCAGCAGAUCAUUAACAUCAGUUAAAAUUCAGUUCACGUUCAAAGGAUUUGUCCAAACUCAAUACUGAGGGUCAUCUAUUGUGAGUUUAUCGUAACCAUACUGAGGGUUAUCUUUUGUCCUAACAGUCAAUCAUGAACGCUGCUAAUUCUUUCUGAAAUGAGUGACCUUCAGGCCAUGUUGACACAAACAUCCAAUUUACAAUUAUUUGUAUAUGUGCAAGGUUUCAAAGGAAGGGAAUUAUCAUUAUUUGCAUUUUAACACAAAAAACCAGCGCACUUCACUGAAUAAAAAGAUACAAAUACGUAGCCAUAGUGUUUUAAUAUUACUUAUAGUGAUGAUAUUUUCUCGUAAGAAAAUCUCCUUAAAUGACCCUUCAGAAAACGGUUAUUUUAACAUGGUUCUUCAUAAGGAUAAUCAUUUUAGUGCAGUCAAUCCGCAUCUUUCUGAGUAAGCUUCUGUCUGGCUAUGAGGAAGAACCAAUCUUGAUCUAAAAAUGCUAAAUGUGCAAGAAACAAUUCAUCCGGACUUCGGGUGGCAGUUUUAAAAUAUUUCUAGAAAAAUUCAAAAAUAAAUCUACGAUGAUAAGAAAAAUUCACAUUCCCCUUGAAUCUUCCCAAAAGGGGUAGCGCUCUUGUCAAAAUGUUUUCCGAUGGAAAUGGGUUUUCAGGCCAUGAAAUUAAUUAUCAUUCAUAACGCUAAAAUUUGGGCGGAAAGGGCGCCAAAGAAAAGACAAUAGAGCUGAAACUGAACACCAAUUACAACUCCAGGACUAAAAAAACUGCUAUUUCGUCCAUUAAGCAAUUAUGGCUCAAAAGCUUGCACUUCAAGAAUCUCUACUCAAGUUCCACAAAUGAACGCUCAGAAAAUGACUGAUGCCAAUCCUUCUUUUGUGCUCGGCGCUCUGAUGUCUUCCAAGGAUAAUCGAUUCAUAAACAAUGAAUACUGCACAAAUUGUUUGUAGUAUUUAAGUUGUCAGCACCUGUCCUUUUCUCUUGUUCGCCUAAUAUUGGAUCGACGUAGUGCGAUCAUAAAAUUUGUUUAGCUUGGUCACCAGCAAAACAGUAUUUUUCGAUAUUUACCGCCUAGUAAAAUCGCCAUCAAGAGUGUAUCAGUCACUCGUGGAGUGAAAAAAAUGAUCUUCAAUCAAGGUAUGCGAAGUUGUUCUCUACAAUCAAAUCCAAGCUUUUUUUCUGUCAAUACUGGGUUAUGCGCUUUCCGGUUGGAGAAAACUUUACUAGAAAAGGUGUUUCCUUUUCAACUAUCCAAAGCGUCUUAAUGAAAUUCUCUUCUUUAAUUACGAGAGAAGCACGGUCAAAAGUUUUCUCACCUUUGUAUUGAAAAGGGAGUCGCUUGACAACUUAGUAGUGUUACAGAGCAAGAUCUCUCAUAAACUGAUUGUAUUAAGUAUAAAAAUAAAUGCAUGUCUUUCGUCUUUCUAAAAUCGGCAUAUGUCCUUUAAAUCCAGGUUUUCUGGCCAGGAAUAAUUUUAAAUAUUUCGACGAAAUUUUGCCUUUGCAGCAGCGCAAUUCGAAAUUAUAAAAAUUGUCCAGUCUUCGUAAGAAGAAGGAUAGCAAAAACCAUGAUAAUUCUUAAAUACAAAUUUUAUUGAACAAUUUUUCUCAGGAAGGAUGAGGUAGCCGGCAAGCAAUAUUCUUUAUUUGUAAAAGAAUAAAAACGCAUUACAGUUUAAUAAUAUUACGCCUCGAGAAAGGGAUUAAUGCAAAUGUUUUUUUUUUUUUUUUUAAGUGACAGUGUUUUAUUGCGGCUUGAAGCUAUGACAGAAAAGAUCGUGGCUUUAAAAAUGUGAGAAAAAACCCUUGUUAAGGCUCGAAUACUGUUAACAAAGUGAAAAAACGGUGGUUAUUGGUUCACUUGGUCGAAUGUAUAGAACAAACACAUUACCGCGGGAAACCUCACUCUCCGUGCACCACCUUCUAAUGAACCCCACAACGGCGAAAUUUUACACCACAAUGAACCAGCGAAUAAUUCAGCUUGAAAGGAAAGCAAAAUAUCCCUUUUAUAAUUACAAGGUAAGCUGAGUUAUUCAAAAUAUUCGAAUCUGAAUGAGAGGAUCUCAAUCAAUCCUCUUUACGGUUGUUAAAAAUGGAAACUGGCGGACAGUUCAUAUGCAAACUGAAAAUGAUUCUAAUCAAAUUUUAUACAAUUGUCGGAAUUAGCGAAGCGGCUGCAGGAUUUUCACUAAUCUGUCAUGUUUCUUGAACUGGUCCUCAUAAAAGUAAUUUUCGACCCUAUGUUUUUGUGCUUCUUUCGACAACAAAUGGGUGGUCUAAUAUAAUAAUGACGAGUACAUGAAGAGAAAAUGGAUCUUUAACGAACCAUCAAUGGAGCAACUGAUUGGAAUUAAUUUCGACUAGGACUACGGAAGUCCUAGGGCUUUCAUUUAAAGAGCCACUGUCAAAUUACGCCUCAUUUUCGUCGCGUUUUUCAUUAGCCAGGAUGUAUGGUAACAAACUAUACUCAGGACUGGCAAGUUUGACGAGGAGAAUCAGUAAAAUUGACGGAGAAAUCCCCAUUCACGGUGGGAAUUUCUUAGUUAAUCUUCUAUUGUAAAUUCCUUUCAGUCCUAAUCUAGGGCGUGUUCCAGAGUACAAUAUAGGUGUUUACUUCGUAUUAACGCUGCGUACGGUUGAUUCUCAAUUUCCCGAUCAAAGGUUGAUCAGGAAACUGAGAGUACUAAAAUGACAUCUCCCUCACAGUUCGGGCUAUUCGAAAUAAAAACACGACCAUGAAGAGGUCUUACCUUAAGGAAAAUCAAUCAAAAACCUGAUCCGUUUUUUUAUGAAAUGCAAGGAUAAGAAAUUUAGGUAAGAUUUAAGUUGUUUGCUUAACAGCGCCACAAAAAAAUACUUGAUAUGUACUUCUCUUCUCUGCACUAAAGUGUGCGUAUUUACGUUAACGAAAGUUCUACCCAAAAAAAGAGAAACACUCUUAGAACCGUUAAGAAUACACGAUAAUAUCCAUUUACUUAAUCACAACUUUUAAAUGCUGUCAUAACUGCUAGAGUUAGGAGACAUAAUUACAUCUUCGUUUAAAUGUCCAACAGAAACGUGUCCUCAUCUAGAUCCAAAAAGUUGCUUUCAAAACACUGCAUAUUACUUGGGUUAGUAGAGCCCAUUUUUCCUCUUAAAGACGAAAACUGUAAUCUGAAUGUUUGAAUACAAACCUAGCUUGUUUGUAAAAAACAGCUCAAGAUGGAAACAGGUGGAAAAAGUGUCAGAGGUACAUCGAUUUGCGAUAAGGAGUGAUUGCUUCACCAUUUAUUUACGCAUUAUUGCUGUUUCCGAUAACAUUUAUCAAAAUGAGUUAAAGCCUAGUCGAUUAAACCUUAAACUGUUGGGUUGCUCAAUCAAGUCAAUGCAUUUAAAAAAAUAUAUUUUAGUAGACUAGAUAAAACUAAUUCUAUACCAUAACGAUGUAUUUGGAGUAAACACGGGCUUUGAUCAGUAACAGGUUUCACCAUGGCAACACAUUUUAAAAGUUCAAGAGUAGAGUGCUUAUAACAAUUAUCAUGCGACCAGUUUUGUUAUGUUUUCCUUCUAAUAUAAAGACAAGGCAGAUAAUUACUGUUAAGGCUACAACGGCCGGCCCAAGUCCCUCCGUGCAUGAAGUAGAAUUUAUAAAGUACGGGAAACUGUCUGAGAGGAAAGAAAACUUCGCUAACCGCAAUUGAAUAUGCUGUUCACAUUGAAAAGGAAUCUUACUGUCUUUAAUAUAAUUUUAUUUAUAUAUUAUUCCUUUCAAGUAGAAUUCAAACUCACUAGUGAAGUGAAUAUAACUUAAAAAGCUGGGUUCUCUGAAAUGUAUGCUUAAAUUAAAGCAUAUGUUUACUUUACAUUGAGAGAAUGGAAAUCAUUAGCAAUGAUAUCGAAAAUUUUUCUUAAUGUAAGCAAACCAGGGAAGUUAGGAUUUAUUAUUAAAAAAAAAAAAGUAUUCUUUUCAAUAAUUCAGACGCCAAUGAAAAUGAUGGAGCCAGUAAACGGGGCGUUAAAAAUAGGAAAACUUUAUCGGCCAGAACCUUGGCGCCUUCAUUUAAUUCACAGGAGGCCUGUUGUCGCAUCUCACUCUGAAAAACAGUGUCGCGAAAGGAAUAGUGCAGCAAGAAUUGUCUGUCAUAUGAGAAAAAUUGAGCGGAAAGACGGAUCAUGGAUGAUAGGAUUUCUCUUUUGCUAGGUACUUUCUUCUUCCUCUCCCAUCUUAUUUCUUCGAUCCUACUUCACAGUUUGUUGCACAGAAGCACGGUGAGAGGUAACUUUAUUUUCCAUCGUAAUAAAAAUAACUUAAUUUAUUUUUUUCUCAGAGGUGAGAGGAGUGCUUUAAGCGGUCCGUAUUUUCCUGUCUCUGCCCACGGGCAACGGUAGCGCAUUCGUGAGUCGCCGAGUACAUCGUUGCCAUUUUUCAUAAAUAUGUCUCGUUUCUCCGGCUGGGCAGUAUUUUUAAGCAAAGACGUCGGUCACUACCUCAAGCCGAUAAAUAACUUAUCAAUCCUCUCUUUUCUCUCUCUCAAAUCACUUUGGUUGACAGAAAAAUAUAGGUUUCAGCUUCAAAAUAAAAAAUUUGAAUUUACUUACAGUUACUCUCCUCGCCGUUUACUCAAUGAACAAAGGUAAAUCUUCGUACAUGAAGUAAUCAUCGAUGAGAGUGAAUAAUACUUUCCGUUCGAUCACUGACUUUUUUAAGAAAACAUUGUCGUGACAGUCCUUGCCAAACUAGUUUCGCUGUUUUUCAAACAUGAACGUGCGUUUUUUCCUCUCUUACGCCCUCUCAAAUUGGCAGGUGACGGAUUGUGACAGAUACUUGUAAAAAUAAUGUUUCAAAGUUUAUUUGGAAGUCUUUUAAAUCACCUUUAUCAUUACACAAGUGAAAAUGUUGCGGUGAAGCAUCUCUCUUUAAUUGCAUCACCCCUAUUUUAACUACCAUUUACUCGCUCAAAAAUUGUUCAGUUUAUGGUAGAUCUCGACGUAUUUACAGCCCUAAGUCAUUCGGGUUCUUUCGGAAAGAAUUUCGUUAAGUUUAAAAAAAUAAAUAAUUAUGUUAUUUAUAUGCUGUUUUCACAGUUCCCUUGAAAGGUCUAAAGUAUAUUUUUCUUUUAGAUUCGAAGAAGUUUUGCACGGAACCGGGAAAAACUGAAAAUUUAUGCAUAUUGAUUAUUUAGCGGUUUAAAUAAAGAAAAUAUGACAAUUAGCUCACGGAGAUAGCUGUACCUUCAGGCUAAAUGAGUGUAUUAAAAAUUUAAAAAUAAUAUUUAUUUGGCACCAGCAAAUAAAAUGUAUAACUGCGAGGGUUACAUGAAAAAAAUUUUUUUAACCAAUCCUUAUUGGAUGUAUCCUCCAAAACUUGCGAGAUGAAAAUUAGUAUCCAGCUUCAAGUUCAAAUUAGAUGUUAAUGUUUAGUCCGCUUGACAUAAUUUUGUGAACAAUUAAAAGUCUGGUUGCGUUUCAACUGCUCAUGUAGUUUUAAUUGUCAACCGUUGCUCCAUUUUCGGUAAAACAAAAACUAGGUUUUUAAAUUUUCCAGUGAGGCUCUCAAGGUGAAAAAAAUUCCUCUCAGCAUUUACCACAACACAAGAACGUUGACCAAACAAAUGGCUAUGCUUCACCGAUAAUUUACGGCUGUGCCAUCUGCAUCUUUCCAUCACUAAGCUUCGCGGAACAGGUGAAAUAAUGUUCAAAUGACAUCGCUUUCAGUUGGGUAUUUCUUAAUUUCGAAGACGUUGCCAAGAUAAGGAAACAAACAGCGGUUGCACCAAAGUAAAAAUUGAAAAUUAAGCACUACUCAAAAUUUGCAUCAGCACAAAAGAAAGACCUAUCUUUUUCUUGCAUGGGCGAUAUGAUAUUUCCUUGGCUGAUAUAAUGUUUCUGAAGAAAGGGAAAUGUGCCCCAAGGCUUAUUAAUACAGAGAUCUGCAUGGUUCUUAUAUCAAGCAAUGUGGGCUUUUAGACGGUGACACUUUUCGAAGAGAGGUUUUUAGAAACAGUAACUCUCAAAACGACAGAUAAACCUAUAUAUCUUCAGUUUAUUGUAAAACGGACUCGAGAAAAACCUUCGACAUGAAACGGGUUUCGGUUAAAGGUGGUCAAUCGCCGGUCGACCGUAUGUUCAACUUGUGUGCAGGCUCUCGUGUUUGGGUUUCGCCUCGUGGCACUGAUGGCUAUUGCUUCAUUAGCAACCGCUUAUGAAAACUGAAAACAUUGUCCAAACCAUUGAUGAAGGGCCUCUGUAGUUCUUUUUCUGCGUCACACUGUCAUAAGCUCUAUCAGUUUUUUUAUACUUUUCUUUCUUGACGAAAAGCGUCAGUGUGGUUGUUACCACCCUCAGGAUUUGAACUCAGUCCAGUUCAACUUACUGGUUAUGCUCGCUGACAAUCAAAUUUGUCACUUUAAAUCCUUAUUAUAUUAAAGUCCAACUUAGGGGUUGAUCGAUGACUUUUUUCCCAUCAGCGGUAGCGAAGGUGUAGAAGGCGGCUGUGCCAUAAGGCGAAACCCAAACACGAGAAUUUGCCCGCAGGCAAAACAGACAGCGGUAAAUCCUUAGCAACCGACUAUCAUUGAAACCCUUCCAGGAUUUGAACCCAGUCCAAUUCAAAUUACUAGUUAUGCUCGCUGACAAUCACAUUUCUGUCACAUUGAGUUCCCUUAUUAUAUAAUUUUCUUUGAAAAAAAAACCCUCCGAUUUAGGGGUUUUUCAAUACCUUUUCCAUAGGCGGCGGCCGAUCGUGUAAUAGACUUCUGUGCCAUAAUGAGAAAACGAAACACGAGAAUUUGCUCGCAGGCUACAGACGGCGGUAAGAUGUUGUACAGGCGGCGGUAGAGCACCGGUCAUCGACAAUCAUCGAAACCGCUGCAAUUUUACUGAAGCUGUAAACAGCAGGUAAUGUUUACAAAAUUCUUAAAGCGGAUUACACAUGCGUCUCUGAGAAUCGAGACCUAACUGUCUGGAUUAUGAAAGAAGGAAAAUUUUGGUUAGAUACACGAAAAGUUUCAUUUCUCGAGUACCGCAGGCAGGUAUACAAGUGGCAUGUUCCUUGACAAGUUUCCUGGUUUCCACAAAUAUAAGACCAUGUCUACCAACAAACUAAUUCGUACGCUGUAAGAAGGGCUCGGUUCGAACUGGGAUUGUGCUGAAUAUUGGUAAGUGCAUUCGGCGAAUUCACGAAUAGAUCAGAAACUUAGUCGAAUGAGUAACAAAAACAGCCUCUUUGAUGUGAUGUCAACACUACGACUAAAAAUUUAUUAAAGUUGAUGCUCUGUGGUGUUAUUAAUAUAUAUUCUUUCGACAAGAAAAGAAAACCUAAACAACUUGAUGUUGGCAACUCGUUAGAAUCCAUGAAACUAAAAAAAUAGCAGCCUCGGAAAAGAACAGAAAACUUUGCAGUGAUUCCGUGAAUUUUUAAUAAUUUAAAUUGUCACAUGGUACACGUUUUUCAACCUUUGUAACAACUGCUUUAACUUUGUGCAGCAAAUUUCAAACGCAAAAUCCGCUUGAAACGGAAGUUUUACACGUUAAAAGUUGAUUAGCGGGAGCCAUUUCGAUAUGUUCAUAACGUGUCAGAGAUUAAAAAAUUGCCGUUAUACUAUCAAUGCGAUAAGACUCAAUUUUUUUUUUCUUUUAAAAAAAAACAUAAAAGUUUCCAUUUACGAAGUAUUGGUAAAUAUGAAAAAAAAAAAAAAAAAAAAGAUUUUCGCUUUUAAGGCUUAAAGGUGGUUUACUUACCCUGCUUGAACGCCUCUAGCGUGACCACAUACUUUGGAAUCGGGCAGUAAGAGAAAGUACGCAAGCUUAUAUUUCAGUCCUUAGACAAAAACACCUGAGGAAAGUCUACAUCGGCACCAAAGGCUGAGUGUAGCUCAUUUUAAUUUAAAGGAGUUUGUUUUUACGCGCUUCAAACCACAUGCCAUUAACACUAUUAGAAGAAACAGGCUGUCUGUGUAAAAUAAGAAUAAGCUUUACUCUAACAAAGAUAAUGUUUAGAUAGGUUUCGCUUGCGGCGAGAGGUGAACCACAUUUAUUAUAAUAGAGGGAGUAAGUUUCUGAAGAAACUAUAGUGCUGCGUCGGUGGGAGAGUAUAACAGGGUAAUUCAGUAUUAUUAACUGAGUUGGUAAUGUAAAUUGGCCACCGUAAAGAGUUAAAGAUCUGACGUUUCGAGCGUUAGCCCUUCGUCAGAGUGAAAUUCGUCGCUGAUAACACUAAAUUGUCACACAAGCUCUCCAUUCUUCAUCCUUCAUCCCAAGCACCAAAAUCCACUAAAAUACAGCGCUCGAUAAUGCAAAUGUAAAAAGCGCCUUGGAGCAAUUUCAUCUUUUAUUAUAUUUUUUUGGUCAUUAUUUCAUUUUAACUUUUUUUUUUGGUCAUUUUUGCUUUAUGCAUAUUAUUCCAGAAAAUUCUUAUUCUUACCAUAGAAAUGUAAAUGAAUUGCAGCAGUUCCUUAAAUAGGAAGCGAGGAUACUGUUUUUCUCAUUGAAUAGUUCAACACUACCCUCAAAGAAUAUAUUUGUGCACAAUGACCAAAAUUCCAGCGGCUUCUUUAAUCUUUUCACGGCAAAAAUAUGGAAAAAUGAAUAGCCUUAGAACCUUUCCAAGUUGGUCAAAACAUUCACUAACAAUAUUAUAUACAAAAACUUAUGUAGAUAUACUUCAUUGAAUAGACACAUUCUGGCUUCGACGAAUAUAAUUAUUUGCAGCAAUAAAACCGUCAAAAAGAAAGAAUUUUCGUUUGUGCUAAUUGAUAAAACUCACAAUAACUUAAGCUCCUAAAGGCACUUAAAUAACUUUAAUUCGUAGCGGCAGCAACAGGACUCACAUCGCACGAAAGCACAGAUUCUGCAAGAUUUGUUGUAAAAGAAUUCUUCGAAUACAAUUUUCGUCAGGAUAACAAUUGGACAAGACUAAAAUUGCUAAAAUACAACACAAUCUCCCGGUAUAUCUUAGUCUAAGUAAAUUUAAUGAACUCCAGUCUAUCAAAAGCGGUAGAUGUUGAACUCAUUUAAUGCAAAGUGUUAUUAGUCGGCGGUCGAUGUACAUUGUUCACUAGAUCCUUUCAAAUCUCCAUCUGUAUUAAUACAGGAAGUUGCCAAAUGAAGCUCGACUAAUUCAAGGGAAAUGCAAUGAGAUGGUUUUUUAUUCACCUUUUGGAAAUGACCAUCUCCUGUGGUAAACAUUUGCCUUCUUUCUUUUGAGAUAAACAGCGAAAUUAAGGACCUGGCUGACUUAGGGUUUCCAAGACGAUUUAAUUUAUUCGCCAGAAAUUGGAUAAUGUAUGGUGCCUUUUACCUAGUGGAUCGACCUGUUCAGUGCUUUAGAAAGGAAAUUAGCUCAUUUCUCUUUAGCUUUUAUCUGAUGCGAAAUUGAGUGCCGUCAAAAUAUAUUUAACAUGAAGCUUAAUGGUCCGAUGUCAUUUCAAAUUAUUAAUCCAGAUUUUCUCAUUUACACAGGUACCUUCCCACUGCAUUGAGGAUAUCAAAUCGACAAGCUUUUAAAAAAGUGGAAAUUUAGCCCCCCCAAAAAAAACUGUGAAAGAAAGCUCCUUGUUACGCCAAGUAACCGUGGUUGACAACGAAAAAGUCGUCCAAAUCUUCUUUGACGUUUUAUAAUAUCUUUUUGUUUCUUACUUUCCCAUCAAACUGCCUGUCAACAGGAGAACACUUUUCAGCCCAAUACUGCCAUCAAAAUAGAUAAUACAUCAUUUCCUGUCAACCGUGGGGGAUAAAGAGAGAUUUUCGAUUACAAAACCCGCAAGUACAGACUUCAAGCACUUAACGGUUUACAAGUGCCCGUGGAACCGCCAACAGCUGCAGUCCGAGCCAUGAAUCACACAAACACGACCAACCCAGGCGCAAAACUAAACGAUUCAGUAACUAGCGGCAUCUACGAUCCUCUAAAUAUUCUUUCAUUCAGCUGCUUGCUUCUGAUUAUGACAAUGACCUUGUUUGGAAAUGCACUUGUUAUUCUCGCCUUCAAGAGGAACAUGAAGAUUCGCACAGUAACAAACUACUUCGUCGUAUCUUUAGCCGUAGCAGAUAUCUUGGUGGCCUUGGUAUCCAUGCCGAUAUGGGCUGCUUAUCUGAUGUCCGGGGUAUCACUCAAAGAGGUAUUCCUAAAAGUAUGGACAUUUAUGGAUAUUCUCUGCGGAGUGGCUUCCAUUAUAAACUUGACCGCAAUUAGCAUCGAAAGGUACUUCUGUAUCACUUAUCCUCUCAACUACCACACCACGAUGACGUCAACGAAGGCUAUAACUACCAUCAUCAUCAUCUGGAUAUUUUCUAUCAUUAUGUCCUCGCUUAAGAUUAUCCUGUGGGAAUGGCCUCCACCAAAAUACGAACUAAUGAUAGUUAUCAGUUGCUUUUUUGUGCCGCUUCUAAUCAUGUGUAUUUCUUACAGAUUUAUUUUCAAAACUGCGCGCUUUCAAGCGCGCCAAAUAGCGCUCAUGAUAAAAGGUAACGUCAAAAACUUUCUCCUGGCGUCGGAGAUGCGCGCCGCAAAAACGUUAGCCGUCGUAAUGGGCGCUUUUGUGAUCAGUUGGGGACCCUUCUUCAUUAUAAACAUAGUGUAUGGUUUUUGUGAUGGAUGUGUAACAGAGCAAUCCGUGGUUGUGGCCAAAUGGAUGCACUACUCAAACUCGGUGUUCAACCCCAUUGUGUACGCAUGUAUGAACAAGGAAUUCAGAAAGGCAUUCUGCAUCAUACUGUUUGGACGAAAACGAUGUUGCAGACCAAGAGGCAGAAAUGAAACCACGGAUCAAACAGAACUUACCCUAGGAGCUAACAUUUAA
Molecule: messenger RNA, 19730 nt
Organism: Pocillopora meandrina
Lineage: Eukaryota; Metazoa; Cnidaria; Anthozoa; Scleractinia; Pocilloporidae
Source: the annotation of a GenBank genome assembly